AUGAUAGCGUUUGCACUAUCAUUAUCGUUAUCUGUUUUAACAGGUUCGAAAGUAUCUAAGAUUAUUAGUGAAUUGCAUUUGACUGAGGAACAUAUCCAGUUUUGGCUGAAUAGGGAUAAAUAUCUCCAUGAUUUGUGUGCCAGUGAUCAUGUUUGCUAUUUGAAGGUUGCACGCUUUCGAUGA
Molecule: messenger RNA, 183 nt
Organism: Thelazia callipaeda (thelaziosis nematode)
Lineage: Eukaryota; Metazoa; Nematoda; Chromadorea; Rhabditida; Thelaziidae
Source: the annotation of a GenBank genome assembly